Castor canadensis (American beaver) is the source of this 2549-nucleotide messenger RNA. NCBI's taxonomy places the organism in Eukaryota, Metazoa, Chordata, Mammalia, Rodentia, Castoridae. The record is from RefSeq and is a predicted model, not a curated record.
AUGACGCCUUCCCCAUCUGCUGAUUACUUCGAGCUGGAGGCUGGGGUUGGUGGGAGCAGUUGGCAUGUGGGCCAGUCUGCCAUACACACGGCUGUCCACGUGCCUGUGCCCUUCGAGAGGGAAGUGUCUCCUGUUCCCCAGGCCUUAAACCUGGCCUACUCCAGCAUUUAUGGCAGCUACCGGAACUUCGUGGGGCCACCACACUUCCAAGUCAUCUGCCGGCUGUUAGGCUACCAGGGCAUUGCAGUGGUCAUGGAGGAGCUGCUGAAGGUUGUCAAGAGCCUGCUGCAAGGCACAAUCCUGCAGUACGUGAAGACGCUGAUGGAGGUGAUGCCCAAGAUCUGCCGCCUGCCCCGGCAUGAGUAUGGCUCUCCUGGCAUCCUGGAGUUUUUCCACCACCAGCUGAAGGACAUCGUGGAAUAUGCAGAACUGAAGACAGUGUGUUUCCAGAACCUGCGGGAGGUGGGGAACGCUGUUCUCUUCUGCUUGCUCAUUGAGCAGAGCCUGUCUUUGGAAGAAGUGUGUGACCUGUUGCAUGCAGCUCCUUUCCAGAACAUUUUGCCGCGAGUCCAUGUAAAAGAGGGGGAGAGACUUGAUGCCAAAAUGAAAAGACUGGAGUCCAAGUAUGCCCCGCUACAUCUUGUCCCAUUAAUUGAAAGGCUGGGGACCCCACAGCAAAUUGCAAUUGCAAGAGAGGGGGACUUGCUCACCAAGGAGCGGCUGUGCUGUGGCCUGUCUAUGUUUGAAGUCAUCCUGACACGAAUACGGACCUUUCUGGAUGACCCCAUCUGGCGUGGGCCUCUGCCCAGCAAUGGGGUUAUGCAUGUGGAUGAGUGUGUGGAAUUUCACAGGCUGUGGAGUGCCAUGCAGUUUGUCUACUGCAUUCCUGUGGGGACACACGAGUUUACGGUGGAGCAGUGUUUUGGCGAUGGGCUCCACUGGGCUGGCUGCAUGAUCAUCGUACUUCUUGGCCAGCAGCGGCGGUUUGCGGUGUUGGAUUUCUGCUAUCAUCUACUAAAGGUCCAGAAACAUGAUGGCAAAGAUGAGAUUAUCAAAAAUGUGCCUUUGAAGAAGAUGGUGGAAAGGAUUCGCAAGUUCCAGAUUCUUAAUGAUGAGAUCAUCACUAUCCUGGACAAAUACCUGAAGUCAGGUGACGGGGAGAGCACUCCUGUGGAGCACGUGCGCUGCUUCCAGCCACCCAUCCACCAGUCUCUGGCCAGCAGCUGAGGAAAGGACCAAGCUCACAGCAUUUAGUAACUCUGAUGGCAUGUUUAUCUUUCCAAAACUAUUUAGCAAGAUUUUUAGGGACUGUUUUUCAGUAUCUCUCUACCUGUUCAAGGAGGUGCUUUUUGAUCUAAGAGCUUUUAUAAAAUUGACUUAUUUUUCUAGACUAAACUUGUAUAUGCUUUUGGUAAUUAGAAGUCUUGAGAUUGGCUGCUGGUGAUUGUUUGCCUUCAUAUUCUUAAUAAAAUUAUUUUCAUUUUCAUAAGGAAUGUUCCCUGCAGCUAGCUAUGUCAUAAGAUGCUGCUGAGUUCAUUCCUUUAUCCCUUAAAACUUAAUACCAGCUAACUGUACUAAAAUCCUGUACCCAUUACUAUUAAACUUAGUAGCUAUUUAGCUUUUAUUUAGGGUUUUUUCUGAUGGUCUUUUAUGAACAGUCUAAGUCAUUGUCUCUGUCCCUCUGUGUUUUAGAACAUAAUGAACUUGAUUCCUCUGCUUCCACUAAAUUCAAUUGUGACAAAAUCUAACUUGUGAGGGAUGAAUUAAAGGUUAGAGAAAUAAAACCAGUGAAACCUAUUUGUAUUCAUUUAUUUACUACAACUUAUCCUGGUUGGCUUCAGCAGGGUGCCUUCUCCAAUUAUUUAGGUUCAGACUGGGUUCAAGUCAGGAUCUGUGUUGCCCCCAGGAUUCUGAGGUGGAACAAGAUCAUGAUAUCUUAAAAGAUGCUAUGCUUUUCACCAGCACACACAUUUUAUAUUUAGGCUUCAGCAAGGAUGAAAUGAAAACCAGGCCAAUGAGAACAAAACAAAUGGCUGUGUUGGCUGUUCCAUUCUGGAUGUGAAGGAGGGACACUAAGUGCCUUUAUGUUAUGUGCUCCCAUGAACCAUGGCCAGCAGUUUGGGGAGACUGGCCUGGGACAGUAUGCAAUGCACAAAAAUGACUGAGGAGAACUUGAGUCCUGUCCAUAACAGCCCUGCAAUGUCUUUCCCAACUGCUGGGUGAGUUAUGAGGCUGGAGUUGGUCAGAUUUGGUUACUACUAGACUUACCAAAAGAGAUAAAAUGGUUAAGAAUGAAGAGCCAGGUAUGUGGCAUGCACCUGUAUCCCCAGCUACACAGGGGCUGAAGCGGGAGGAUCACUUGAGUCCAGGCAAUCAAGGCCAGCCAGGCCAACAUAGAAACUUCAUCUCAAUAAAAAAUAAUAAUUGUGUUACUAGGCUGGGGAACAACUAAGUCAGGGAGUCAAGAAUGAUAUAGAAAAUAAAGUGUAUGAACUAAUAAUAAAUAGUAUGAACUAUUCUGUUGUACUAUUAACCUGAGUUACAUGAUG